Messenger RNA from Coregonus sp. 'balchen', 8353 nucleotides. The record is from the annotation of a GenBank genome assembly. NCBI's taxonomy places the organism in Eukaryota, Metazoa, Chordata, Actinopteri, Salmoniformes, Salmonidae.
AUGGAGCCAAGCCUUUUGGACCACAGCAUGCAUCCUUCCUCCAGCAGCACCUACCCAGAGGACAGGACAGAGCAUCCUCCCUCCUUUCUACACAACAACAUAUACAAGUCCUCCUCCCCUCAGUCCUCCUCUCAGUCAAGCGGUGGAUCCCUUAUCUCUACACUCCUACAGACAACCAUAGAGAGUAAAAGAUCCCUGCAGGAGAGCACCUCUACAUAUUACCCCCAAGACACUCCCAUGUCCAGCUCUGACUCGACGAGCCCUAGCCAGGUGGACCACCACAGCAGCAUUUCAUCCAAGAGCAGCAGCGCCACCAUGGAGCCUCUGUCUCCAGCCAGCCUGGCAUCCACCGGGGCCAGCCCCACUAGAUUCAGCCCCAACGGGGCCGGGUUGACCCAGGACUGGACGCUGGAGCUAGGGGACAGACACCGGGCGAAGCGUGCCAGAGUGGAGAACAUCAUCAGAGGCAUGGCAGGCUCUCCUCUCAGUGUUUAUUUCACAGGUGAAGGGUUUGGUGAAGGGGAGACCACUCCAACCGGUCACCAUCAGAGUGAGAUGUUGGAUAACAAGCAGGAGAACAAGAGGAAACAGAGGGUGCCGCAGCACCAGGACCUCCAGAGGACAGGGGGCGCUAGCGGGAAGAGUACAGAGGAGGGACAUACACUGAGGAAGCAGCUUCAGACCAUGCAGAGGCUCCUGGGUCAACUCCAGGCAAGGUUCAUUCAGGUCUACGAGAACCAGACUAAUGAGUCUGAAGAGGAUGUCAGUGAGGAGACAGGUUCAACGGAGGACCACCAUAGCACUUGGAACAAAGGAUAUCCGGAGACAGAGACAUCUCCUGGUGAGGUGUUCUUGGACCCUUACAGUGAGUUUAACAACAAGACGCCUUUAGAUAGAGGUCAUCUGGGAUGGAAGAAUGACAAGAUAACUGACUACCUCCACUCAAACCCAGACAACGAAGACAAACUCCUAGCAGACAUUCUCAAGUAUGAACUCAUCAGAGCUGUAAACUCGAGCGUUGACUCCAUUUUCAAAAACAUAUCACAUACUUUAGUCAAGUCACCACAGCUACACGUCGAGGAUGGGGGAAUGGUGGAAACAGACGAUGAGACCAUGUUCCUCAGCUCUCGCGAGCCAGCGUCAACGUCCACCCAUGUAGACAGCAUGUCACGGCUCCCCCCGUGUUCUGAGAGUGGUAUGGCCCAACAACUACAAGAGAUUCAAACCGAGGCUCUAUCUCUGGUUGUUCAAAAGCCUGCUUCAAUAACUCGCCCAUGUUCUCUAAACCUAACUGUGAAAAGGCCUCUCCAUUUCCACCAGCCUCCAUUCCUAUACAACCACCCCACUGCCCUACAGGAAGACCACCAAGUACUGGACAACCUCAAACACAACAGCUACCAUCAAGAUACCUUCGGAGGGCUCCAGUGUAGACCCACUACCAUGGGUCUGUCCAACCCAGAGAUGGUUGACUUACCGUGGGAUCCGGUCAUAGUGAGGUCCAAGGUGACCUCCAGGCCACCCAGGAGUCCUCAGGCCACAGGGCAUCAUGUGCUUCUGGACAGUCUCAGUCUCCCUCACGUCAAGAUGGACAGUGGUAGCUUCCAGAGGAUGGUGAAGAGGACCUCGUAUGUGCUGAAUGUAUCCUUUACAAGAGUGUUAUAUUUAUUUUAAAUUAAGGUGUUUUUCCACUUGAUUCAGACAGUAAGGAAAUUAGGUGGGGUGACAGGCAAGUGGGAGAAACAGUGGGAAAGAAGUUUAACUAUAUAAUUCUACUAUAUACUUUACAUUGAGUUAGUCAGUGAAUCUGUAAUAUUAGAGUUAGUCAGUGAAUCUGUAAUAUUAGAGUUAGUCAGUGAAUCAGUAAUAUUAGAGUUAGUCAGUGAAUCAGUAAUUUAUUAACCCUUAUUUUACCAGGUAAGAUGACUGAGAACAUAUUCUCUUUUACAGUAACAACCUGGGAAAGAGUUACAGGGGAAAGAGAGGGGAUGAAUGAGACAACUGGAAGCUGGGCAUGAUUAGGUGGCCAUGAUGGUAUGAGGGCCAGAUUGGGAAUUUAGUCAGGACACCGGGUUUAACACCCCUACUCUUAAGGGAUGGAUCGAAAUGUACAGAAUGGUUACCUGGAGGAAAAUGGAGAGGGUCAUGCUUUUCCAAUUUCAGUCAAGGGGAGGGUUUAGUUUUUUUUUUAAAUGUAGUCCAGGGGAGGGUCAUGUAAUUUCUAAUUGAUGAAUACAUUUCUCAGUGUUUUAGAAUUAGUUGCUUAUUAGUCUAUAUAUCGAUGGGGUCCCGAUGCCACCCCUCAUAUCUCUUAUUUUAAGCGUUCAGGGAGGGUUUAGGUAAAAUAUGUUUUGCUGAAGGGAAGGACAUCCAUUUUCAUUUCACGGAGGUCCGAUUUUCUCCCUGUGACCCUUAUUAUAUAAACAACGUUCACUCCCUAAGUGCAAUUGGAUCUGUAGUGACCACAGAGUCAGGACACCCGUUUUAACAUCCCAUCUGAAAGACGGCACCCUGCGCAGGGCAUUGUCCCCCUUCACUGCCCUGGGGCAUUGGGAUCUCCUUAGACCAGAAGGAAGACUGGCCUCUACUGGCCCUCCAACACCACUUCCAGCAGCAUCUGGUCCCCCAUCCAGGGACCAACCCAGUGGGAUGCAGGGUGGUAUGCUGCUGGAAUAGAAUAUGAGAGUUAGGCAGUGAAUCUGUAAUAUUAGAUUUAGGCAGUGAAUCUGUAAUAUUAGAGUUAGUCAGUGAAUCUGUAAUAUUAGAGUUAGUCAGUGAAUCUGUAAUAUUAGAUUUAGGCAGUGAAUCUGUAAUAUUAGAUUUAGGCAGUGAAUCUGUAAUAUUAGAGUUAGUCAGUGAAUCUGUAAUAUUAGAGUUAGUCAGUGAAUCUGUAAUAUUAGAGUUAGUCAGUGAAUCUGUAAUAUUAGAUUUAGGCAGUGAAUCUGUAAUAUUAGAUUUAGGCAGUGAAUCUGUAAUAUUAGAGUUAGUCAGUGAAUCUGUAAUAUUAGAGUUAGUCAGUGAAUCUGUAAUAUUAGAGUUAGUCAGUGAAUCUGUAAUAUUAGAUUUAGGCAGUGAAUCUGUAAUAUUAGAUUUAGGCAGUGAAUCUGUAAUAUUAGAGUUAGUCAGUGAAUCUGUAAUAUUAGAGUUAGUCAGUGAAUCUGUAAUAUUAGAGUUAGUCAGUGAAUCUGUAAUAUUAGAUUUAGGCAGUGAAUCUGUAAUAUUAGAUUUAGGCAGUGAAUCUGUAAUAUUAGAGUUAGUCAGUGAAUCUGUAAUAUUAGAGUUAGUCAGUGAAUCUGUAAUAUUAGAGUUAGUCAGUGAAUCUGUAAUAUUAGAGUUAGUCAGUGAAUCUGUAAUAUUAGAGUUAGGCAGUGAAUCUGUAAUAUUAGAGUUAGUCAGUGAAUCUGUAAUAUGAGUGUUAUAGGUUGUGGUCAAGCACAAACUGUGUUUUUCAAAUGCCUGGCAUCUCCAUCAAAUGAUAGAUUCUUUGGUUGGCUUUCUUUAGUGAGGCAAUUGGCUUCAGAUAUGGCACAAGUCAUAUCAAUAAUACUGUGUCUAAGAAAGCUUCUGCCUGUCUUUGAGGUUUAGGUAAGUCUCUCAUAAUAAUAUCCUUCAUCUGCCCACAAGGAUAGUCCAUAAACCAACAUCUAUUAUGUUUCUUUCCAAUGUUCUUCUCUCUUUCCAGGAAAACAAUAUCUAUGAGGCUUGGGUUAGCAUUAGUAGCUGUGGUAGGAUGCACUUCAAGGUUAAUUUCCCCUUUGAUCUUGUGAUCUCUACUCCUAAGGAAAUUGCUUCUACUAUCCGAGUGUAGUCUAAUGAUUCAGGAACAGAGAAAAACAUUGAUGUAAAAGAAUACCGGUCUUAAGAAUUGUUUUCAAAGGAAGUCUGUGCUCACGGUAAUAAUGAAGUUUAGCAAUGUAGUGAAAACCUAUUUUGUGAUGAAAACAAGCAAAGGGUACAGGACAUGAUUGACUCUAGGAAUAAAAUAUACUUUCAUCCAUUAAUAUUCUGAUGUAUGCAUGGUUUGAGUACAUGGCGUUAGCUCCAUAACCAGAGCUGUAGGAGGGUCUGACCACGCAGCACCUGAAGAAAGCCAAGUUGAUGUUCUUCUACGCCCGCUACCCUAGUUCUAACGUGCUCAAAACUUUUUUCCCCGAUGUCCAGGUAAUAAUGAAUGUCCAGGUAUAAAAAAAAAAAAUCUCUUGUUAAUGGAUGACCUUUCCUAUGGCGUGUUCUACUGGUAGAGUGAAUGCCUGAAUGGGCAAACCAACGUUGAGAUAAAAUUCCCUAAUUGAAAAAUCAUCACUGAACACAUAACUGUGGGCAAUUUGCUUUAUUCAAAUAGUUCAUACACGAUUUAUUGACAUAGACAGUCGAAACAGUGGAUUGACCAACACACGCACACACUAAAAUCAACUAAAUAGAACGUAAACUACAUCAGGUAAAAUUAAAUAACAAAAAAGCAUCAACCCAGACAUUACUUCAAAUAACUUAAGAAUGUACUUACCCAAACCGAUUUGUUUUAUUUGUGUUCCCAUACAGCUCACUCGCUGUAUCACCUCCCAGCUGAUUAAAUGGUUCAGCAACUUCAGAGAGUUCUACUAUAUUCAGAUGGAGAAGUUUGCCCGUCAGUCCCGAGUGGAGGGGGUGAACAGUGUGAGGGAUUUAACAGUGGGCAGAGACUCGGAGCUCUUCAGAGCCCUCAACACGCACUACAACAAGGCCAAUGACUUUCAGGUAGGCUGAAACAUCUCGCUCAUGCACUCAAAUAAGAGUCUCGCCCGUGUAGUCAUUUAGCCUCAUAUGACCUUCCUGAUCUAGCGAGCUCACAUUGGGUUUUGCUAAGUGGGAUUUACACCGAUUUAAUCUGUGUAACGAAACAGAAGGUGAGAUCGUGAGAUCAGGAUGGUUGUAAGAGGCUAGCAUUCAUUGUGCUGAUCAUUUCUUCACGUCUCUCAUGUAUUUUUAUGACACAUGUCUUCACCAUUACGUCUUCAGUGUGCUCAGGCGGAUUCCUGUACAGACAGUCAAUCUGUUCAAAGUAUAAAAUGGUAUGAUUAAUACAUUGUUUAUGGGUGGUUGGCGUGUACAACAGGUAUGUUAGUGGAAGUAUACAUGUACAACAGCUACACUAUAUAUAGCGCAGUAUGUGGACACCCCUUCAAAUUAGUGGAUUCGGCUAUUUCAGCCACACCCGUUGCUGACAGGUGUAUAACAUCGAGCACACAGCCGUGCAAUCUCCAUAGACAAACAUUGGCAGUAGAAUGGCCUCACUGAAGAACUCAGUGACUUUCAACGUGGCACUGUCAUAGGGAUGCCACCUUUCCAACAAGUCAGUUUGUAAAAUUUCUGUCCUGCCAGAGCUGCCCCGGUCAACUGUAAGUGCUGUUAUUGUGAAGUGGAAACGUCUAGGAGCAACAACGGCUCAGCCACGAAGUGGUAGGCCACACAAGCUCACAGAACGAGACCGUUGAGUGCUGAAGAGCGUAAAGAUCGUCUGUCCUCGGUUGCAACACUCACUACCAAGUUCCAAACUGCCUCUGGAAGCAACUUCAGCACUAGAACUAUUCGUCGGGAGCUUCAUGAAAUUAGUUUCCAUGGCCGAGCAGCCGCACACAAGCCUAAGAUCACCAUGCGCAAUGCCAAGCGUCGGCUGGAGUGAUGUAAAGCUCGCCGCCAUUGGACUCUGGAGCAGUGGAAAUGCGUUCUCUGGAGUGAUGAAUCACGCUUCACCAUAUGACAGUCCGAUGGACAAAUCUGGGUUUGGCAGAUGCCAGGAGAACGCUACCUGCCCGAAUGCAUAGUGCCAACUGUAAAGUUUAGGUGGAGGAGGGAUAAUGGUCUGGGGCUGUUUUUCAUGGUUCGGGCUAGGCCCCUUAGUUUCAGUGAAGGGAAAUCGUAACGCUACAGCAUACAAUGACAUUUUAGACGAUUCUGUGCUUCCAACUUUGUGGCAACAGUCUGGGGAAGGCCCUUUCCUGUUCAAUUCACCCCCGUGCACAAAGCAAGGUCCAUACAGAAAUGGUUUAUCGAGAUCGGUGUGGAAGAACUUGACUGGCCUGCACAGAGCCCUGACGUCAACCCCGUCGAACACCUUUGGGAUGAAUUGGUAUGAAUUCCCUACAGGUUAUAGAAAAGAGCAGAAGCUAUGAACCUAGCCGGUCAGACCCCAGUCCUACUUAGUUUUGGACAAUUUGCUCUUUUAGUAGUUGUCAAGUAGGUUUCCUCGAGGAGAACGCCCCAGAAAGAGGAGAAAGCCCCAGAAAGAGGAGAAAGCCCCAAAAAGACAAUAAAAAAAGAUACAACAAAAAUACCACAGUAAGUACUAGUCUACUGCAGUAACAAAAAUACUAAAGUAAAUACUACAUUAUACUAGUCAUAUCCACAAAAACACUAGAGUAAAUACUACAGUAUUCACUGUAGUGUUUUUGCGCAAACAGUGCAAAAACAGUGAAUACUAUAGUAUAUAAAAUAUAGUAAUACUACUACAGUAUACCAUAGUAUUUUCUGCAAAUGCAUCAUUCUUUCGACACCAAACCCACCACUGGUGUGCGUGGCCAAAGAGCUCUAUUUUCAUCUGACAAUAACACCGGUUCCAAUCCAAGUUCCAAUGCCGUUUAGCAAACUCCAGACAUUUUUACAUUUGUUGGAUGAUAUUAAAAGAGCUCUUUGGCCACUAGUGAUUGGCUUGGCAGUGAUAGAAUGAUUCAGAAAUAACCUCAGAUUUGAUGGUGGAUCUUUGAUGUUACGGGGCUAUUUUGCUUCCACUGGUCCUGGGGCCUUUGUUAAGGUCAACAGCAUCAUGAACUUUAUCCAGUACCAGGACAUUUUAGCCAAAAACAUGGUUGCCUCUGCCAGAAGACUGAAACUUGGCCGCAACUGGAUCUUCCAGCAAGACAACAACUCCAAGCACACAUCAAAAUCCACAAAUAAAUUGUUAAUUGACCACAAAAAUCAACAUUUUGCAACGACCAUCUCAGUCUCUGGACUUGAACCCCAUUGAAAACCGGUGGUUUGAAUCAAAGAGGACAGUCCAUGAGCGCAGAUGAAGAAUAUCAAGGGUCUGGAAAGAUUCUGUAUGUAGGAAUGGUCUAAGAUCCGUUAAAAUGUGUUCUUCAAUCUCAUAAAACCUUGUAGAAAAAGGCUCAGUGACGUUCUUCUCAAGGUGAGGUAUUGAAAACAGGGGUGCCAAUAUUGACCCCUAUCUUUUUUUCAGAAUUUGCCAUAUUACUUUUUAAACAAAAAUCUCUUUCUCUGAGCAAUUGCAUUAGCAUAGAAAAAUAUUUCCCAAUUUUCCUUGCACAUAAUCGCCCAGUAUUUGUAUGAUUUAUUCGACAGGUCUUUUCUUGCUCGUCUUUAUCUAGGGCGCCAAUCAUUUUGGCCCUGAUGUCCAACCCCUUCAGAGGGGUGGUGUUGGAGGGUUCAUUACUUUUUGUUGUUGUUACUUAUUCUGUCAGAUGUCUUGCUUUGCUAAAGCUGCUUGGAGACUAGAAUAGUUUCAGUCCAUCAACAGAGAUGGAAAUGUUUAUUCUGCUCUCUUCCCAACUCCCCUGGACGCCACACACACACACACACACACCACUAACAUUUUGUCUGAAACAAAAAGCACUCCUAUUUCCUAUUUCAGCGGUACAAAUGCCUUGCUCAAGGGUACAACGGGCAGGAGAUUUGAAACCAGUUGCAAGUUUCUCGCUUCUUUGCCCUGGGCCCUGGAUUCAAACAAGCCUGCUGCCAGCCUGCUUACUUACCAAAAAAGCAUUGUGAUCUCCUCCCUCAGGCCACUGAGCACAUGGCACUACAGGUUAUUCAGAACAACAGAUGGUGCCAAAGGAUCCACAGAAAGGAAUACAUUUUCCCGCUGAGGAAAAAUCCAUUUGUUUUGGCAUAAAAAAAGCAUGUACAACUUACCUCGCCAUCAACACGUCUGCCAAAAGUGACAGAAUUACUUUGUUUAUCAGAACAUUUUCUAUAUCAUAUUCAGUUGUCAUCCUACAGUACCUAUACAGGUUAGAGCUAUAAUGUUGAUCUCAUGGAUGGUCAGUUCUUGCAUCCACAGUUCUGUCUAUACAUUUGCCAAUGGUUACAUUUCCAGCCCCAUCAGCUUUUUCUUUUUUAACCAAAAUUGUGUCGGCUUUGUUUGAAUUGCAGAUUGCCCUUUUGAAAUCUAACUGAUCGUGCCUUUCAUCCACAGGUCCCUGACAGGUUUCUUGAGGUGGCUGAGAUCACACUACAGGAGUUUUACAUUGCCAUCUCUCUGGCCAGAGACUCAGACCCAUCCUGGAAGAAAGCCAUCUAUAAGGUCAUCUGUAAACUGGACAGUGACGUACCGGCUGAAUUCAAAGCCCACCUCGCAACAUAG